This is a messenger RNA of Camelina sativa (false flax), 2832 nucleotides long. NCBI's taxonomy places the organism in Eukaryota, Viridiplantae, Streptophyta, Magnoliopsida, Brassicales, Brassicaceae. The record is from RefSeq and is a predicted model, not a curated record.
AUGCCUACUCGUGACAUUGUUGUUGAAGAAAAAUCAGGAGAAUUACAGAGAAUCAGUGAAAUACAUCCAUCGUAUCUCGCUCUUCAAUAUCCUUUGUUGUUUCCAAAAGGUGAGGAUGGUUACAGACCAGGAAUACGUAAAGGACCAGGUGGUGGAAAAAAUAAGAAUAAGAAUCCAGAUACAACCAAUGAGAAGAAGUGUAUCAGCAUGCGGCAAUGGUUUGCAUUCCGCAUACAGGAAAGGAAGAACGAAUCACAUAAUCUGCUAAUGUCCAAGAGAUUGUACCAACAAUUCUUAGUAGACGCUUACACCACUAUCGAAACAAACAUAUUAACUUAUCUCAAGCUGAAUCAGUCAACUGUGAGGGCUGCUAAUUAUGAUACAGUCAAGGAUGCUGCUAAUCAAGGCAACACAGAUCUGAAUGCUCAAGGAACUAAAUGUUACUUGCCAGCUUCCUUUGUUGGUGGACCUAGAUAUAUGAGGAAUAUGUAUCUAGAUGCAAUGACAAUAUGUAAGUACUAUGGCUUCCCAGAUUUGUUUAUCACCUUCACUUGCAACCCAAAAUGGCUGGAGUUGGUACGGUUUUGUUCAGCAAGAAAUUUGAACACUGAUGAUAGGCCAGAGAUUAUAAGUAGAGUCUUCAAGAUGAAGCUCAACUCUCUAAUGGAUGAUCUAAAAAAGAAACAUAUCUUAGGCCGGAUAUUGUCAUCUAUGUAUACAAUCGAGUUCCAGAAGAGAGGACUUCCCCAUGCCCACAUUUUAUUGUGGAUGCACCCAGAUUCAAAAUUGCCAAAAGCAGAAGACAUCGACAAGAUGAUAUCCGCUGAAAUUCCAAACAAGAAUAAGGAACCUGAACUAUAUGAGAUGGUUAAGGAUCUGAUGAUUCACGGCCCAUGUGGGUCUCUCAACAUGAAUUCACCAUGUAUGGAAGAAGGCAAAUGUUCAAAGUUUUUCCCCAAGAAGCACGAUCAGGUUGCUGUUGUUGUGGAGCCAUCCUCAAAAAAAAAAGGAGUCAAAGAAAGUUCGGCUGGCAACAAAGUUAGGAAGGAGAGUUCGGUUACAAAUUCUGAUGGUAACAGUAGUGGUGAUGAGAUAAAAGAUUUUUUCGAUUGCAGGUAUGUAUCAACUUGCGAAGCAGGUUGGAGAAUUUUGAAAAAUCCAAUAACUUACAGAUCAACAUCAGUUCAAAGGUUGUCUUUUCAUCUAGAAGGGAAACAUCUAAUUUAUUUCAAGGGUGAUGAUGAAAUACAAACCGUUUUGGAUAGAGGUGAGUUAGUCAAUUAUAUGUUCCUCGCUUGGUUUGAAUUGAAUAAGGUUAGUUCAUUGGCCAAAACAAAAACUUAUGCACAAAUUCUUGAGUUCUUCACGUACGAUGGGAAGAGAAAGAAGUUCAAUCUCCGGAAGAUACCAGGUGCUGCUAUUGGAAGGAUAAACUAUGUUCCUAUUGGUAUGGAAGAUGGAUAUUAUCUACGAGUGCUUCUAAACAGUCAGACAUGUCCAGAAUGUUUUGAUGACAUCAAGACUGUUAAAGGUGUCGUAUAUCCUACUUACGAAGAGGCAUGUUUUGCUCUUGGAUUGCUUGACAAUGAUCAGGAGUAUAUUGACGAUAUAGUAAGAACAAAACUCACUUUAUCUGAUGAGGAGAAGCAGAGGUUUGGCUUACAAGAUAUAGAUAACAUUUUAAAAAGCAAUGGAACAUCUUUGAAAGCUUUUCCAACAAUGCCUCAAGUACCAAAAGAUUUCCUCGAUGAUACAAAUGUGUUGAUUGUGGAUGAGAAAAACUAUAAUCGUGAUGAGCAGAAGGAAAAACAUGAUAGAUGGAUAAAGUCAAUGACAUAUGAGCAAAAACAAGUAUACAGUGAGAUCAUGGAAGCAGUGGAUAAUGACAUGGGUGGUGUAUUUUUUGUUUAUGGUUUUGGAAGAACCGGUAAAACCUUCCUCUAUAAGACUCUUUCAUCAGCAUUAAGAGCAAGAGGAUCAAUUGUCUUGAAUGUUGCAUCCAGUGGUAUUGCUUCUCUCUUACUAGCAGGUGGAAGGACAACACAUUCUAGGUUUGGUAUUCCUAUUAAUCCUCAUGAAAGUAGUGUAUGUACAAUGAGUCAUGGAUCUGAUCAAGCACAACUAAUGGCUGAAGCAUCUUUGAUAAUAUGGGAUGAAGCUCCAAUGAUGAGCAAACACUGUUUUGAAUCGUUAGAUCGAAGUCUCUCAGAUAUUAUAAAAGGAGCUGGUAACAGACCAUUUGGUGGAAAAGUGGUUGUUUUUGGUGGAGAUUUCAGACAGGUGCUACCAAUCAUUCCAAAUGCUGGAAGAGCUGAAAUAUGUAUGAGUGCACUAAAUGCUUCUUAUCUCUGGGAGCAUUGCAAAGUUAUGAGAUUAACCAAAAAUAUGAGGCUUCUUGCAAAGGAUUUGAAUCCCACAAAUGCUAAAGAGCUUAAGGAUUUUUCAGAAUGGAUACUUAAAGUUGGUGAUGGAAAGAUCGGUGAACCUAAUGACGGUGAAGCGAUGAUAUAUAUUCCUGAUGAGUUUUUAAUCACAGAAGCAGACAAUCCUAUUCAGGUUAUAAGCAGGGAGGUUUAUGGAGAUCCUAAGUGUUUGAAAGAAAAAAAAGAUCCACUCUUCUUUCAAGAAAGAGCAAUCCUAUGUCCGACCAAUAAAGAUGUUAGCAUUAUUAAUGAUUAUAUGUUUGACCAGCUAGAAGGUGAGAAAAGAACAUACAUAAGUUCAGAUUCUAUAGAUCCAGCUGACAAACGUUUUGAAAACAAUCCAAUCUUUACACUUGAUUUUUUAAAUAGUCUAAAGCUAUCAGGAAUGCCAAUCAUAGAAUACGAUUGA